GGAGCAUUGCUUCACCGGACCCAUCACGUGUCACCCGCUGUGCCGCCUUCUCUCUCUCUCUCCCCACCCCCACGGAUUCUUCCCCUCCACUUCACCCACAAUCUGCUAACCACUGAUGACUGUCCAUUUUUUAUGUUCUUGAGGCCUCUCUCUCUCUCUGUGCUGAAUUCUUUUGUGCUGGGAGCCAUGAAUCAUCGCCCAUGUUAGUUGCAGGUCAUGGUCUCCGCAACUUAUGUCCUGGUGCGGUAGCUGGGCGGUAAUUUCAUUCCUGAAAUCGGAAAUCUAUGGGUGAAUCAAUAGUAGACCCUCCGGAAAUCGGAAAUAAGAUGGGUGUGUCGGCUGCCCCUGUUGGUGCUCUCGAAGCAUCGGUUUCCUUCGGUAGAUUCGUGAAUGAUUCAUUGUCUUGGGAGAGAUGGUCGUCUUUCUCGCCAAACAAGUAUCUGGAAGAAGUGGAGAAGUGCUCAACCCCUGGAUCAGUGGCUCAGAAGAAGGCCUAUUUUGAAGCUCACUACAAGAAAAUUGCUGCUCGAAAGGCUGAGCUACUGAAUCAGGAAAAGCAAAUGAAAGCCGGAAGCUCAAGGCCAGAGGAGUCGAAUUCUGGAGAUCUAAGUAUAAGCACUGGUGGGACUGAUGCAGAGUGUGAUAUGGCUGAAAAUCAGAAGUCACCUGAGGUGGUUGAGCAAGACACUAAUGGGAUCUGUGCUGUGAGUAGUUGCCAUAUCGAAGAUGAGUAUGACGAGCCAAGUGAGGAUGCUGCGGUCACCAAAGAAUUUCAAAGUCCAUCAGUUGAGAGUACUAAAGAAGAAUUUGACAGCAGACCAGAUAGUCUUACAGUAAAGAAAUCAGAUGAAGCUGAUUCCCUGAAAGAAUAUAAUUAUCCUGUGGGGCCUCCAGCAGAAACAGAGCUUCAAUGGAAAUUGGGCAAUGGAAUAGGAAACACCUCAGAAGUUAAAGCAGAAAGUGUGAGAUUGGAUCCACCAAAAGAAUCUCAGAAGGUAACUCUAAUCAACAAGGUGGGACAUGCUGUGAAAACAAAGAAGAAAUCUGCAUCACCAGUACCCAAAUCACCUCAAAUGACGACCCCUAGAGUGUCAAAGCCUGCAUCAAGCUCCAUUGUGAAGCGUGCGUCACGAUCAUCAACAAGGAAGGAUAAUAGUUCAUCUUUACCAAGGAGCAACAAUCCUUCUGUGCAUCAAAGCAAGAAAGCAGGUCCUUCAUCUCUGCACAUGUCCCUUAAUUUGGGUGGUUCUACAAAUGCUACUGAUUCAGCUUUUCAUACAACAACCAGAAAAUCGUUUAUUAUGGACAAAAUGGGGGAUAAGGAUAUUGUUAAACGAGCAUUCAAGACAUUUCAAAGUAAUUAUAACCAACUGAAAACUUCUGGAGAAGAGCGAUCUUCAGACCCAAAGCAGGUGUCAGCAAAAGGAACAAGGCCAAGGGUUUCCACUUCUAUGGCUCCACGAAAAGAGAAUGGCAGGUCACUCAAAGCAGAUUCUGUGGAUCAAAGACAUGCUAAAGGUUCUGCAUCUUCUUUUAGCUUGAGAAGCGACGAAAGGGCAGAAAAACGCAAAGUGUUUCUCAAAAAGUUAGAGGAAAAAUCCAAUGCUCAAGAGGCAGAGAGAAUGCGUCUCCAGUCAAGAUCAAAGGAGGAAAAAGAGGCAGAGAUCAAAAAGCUAAGACAGGGCCUAAAUUUCAAAGCGACACCAAUGCCAGAUUUUUACAGGGGACAAAAAGUAUCCAAAAGCACUUUAGAUAAGGGGGUUCCGAGAAGGAGAUCCGUAGUCGACUCAAGUGCCAAAGGUUAGAGAAUCAUGUGUCAUUGCGAAGGCUGAAAAGUCAUGGACCAUCAUCAUAACGAGCAAUUGGAGGUAGCAUAAAAAAUAAAAAAAAAUCAUGCCUAUUUUGGAAGCAAAAUGUAUUGGACAGUGAAGAUGCACAUAAAGAAGGGAGUUUCUUUACAGUAAGGACCCCAUCCAGGAAAGUUAUCAUAGCUUAGCCAACAAAAAGCAGUUGUUCAUAUCACAGAUCUUUUCCUCUUGAGCCUUUUUAGUAGUGGGUAGCAGCUAAAAAGGAGGUUGGGGCUUCAUACUAUCUUUACGUUGACCAAUUGUUGGUUUAUUCCCGAGCUCUCCUCUCGACUACCAUAAGAUUAUUUUAGAACAGAAGGAAAAUUUAUUGUAUAAGAUGCAUUUUCAUUGCAUAAUGAACUGAGGGAACUGUGUGAAGAGUAAGGACCCCUGUCAGUGGUUGCACAAUCUGUAGUCUGAUUAUGUAAAAGGCUCCUAUGCUUGGUUCAAUCCAUGUUGUCUGGAUUGGUAGGCAAUUGGUAUUUGAUUUGAUAGCUUAUCUGUU
This is a messenger RNA of Malania oleifera, 2352 nucleotides long. RefSeq names its product protein WVD2-like 7. The transcript has 9 exons. The record is from RefSeq and is a predicted model, not a curated record. The coding region runs from base 285 to 1805 and encodes 506 amino acids. NCBI's taxonomy places the organism in Eukaryota, Viridiplantae, Streptophyta, Magnoliopsida, Santalales, Ximeniaceae.